Humulus lupulus (European hop) is the source of this 1176-nucleotide messenger RNA. RefSeq lists its product as uncharacterized. Bases 1 to 1176 code for a protein of 391 amino acids. The transcript is spliced from 2 exons. The record is from RefSeq and is a predicted model, not a curated record. NCBI's taxonomy places the organism in Eukaryota, Viridiplantae, Streptophyta, Magnoliopsida, Rosales, Cannabaceae.
AUGAAUUCUCAUUAUGGUAGUUCAUCUUAUUUAGCAUCGUCUUCUUCUUCUUCAAAUGAUGAUGAUUAUUAUGAUGAUCUAGAAAAACAAGUGGUAUGUCAAAUUACUGCUAACAACAAUUUUUGCAUCACUCAACACCAAAAUAACGAAGGGUCACACAGGGGCUCAAUUCCUGGUCAUAUAGUAGUCAAUCGUGACCGAGAAAAUGCUAAUCACAAUCUCUUCAAUGACUAUUUUGCAGAGAACCCUCGAUUUUCUGCCUCGAUGUUCCGCCGAAGAUUCCGAAUGGGUCGUGCUUUAUUCCUUCAUAUUUAUGAUGUUGUACAAAGGCAUGACAAUUACUUCGUCCAACGAAGAGAUGGACUCGGUAAGCUUGGGUUAUCGGGUCUACAAAAAGUAACAGUCGUAUUUCGAAUGUUGGCAUAUGGUGUACCGGCAGAUGCUACCGACGAGUACAUCAAAAUAGGAGAAUCUACUGCUUUGGAAAGUUUGAAACGAUUUUAUCGUGUUGUUGUUGCGGUCUUUGGAGCCCGCUAUCUUCGAUCACCUAACGCUGAUGAUGUUGCAAGGCUACUACACAUUGGUGAAAGUCGAGGUUUUCCAGGAAUGUUGGGUAGUUUAGAUUGUAUGCAUUGGAAAUGGAAAAAUUGUCCUACGGCUUGGGGAGGACAAUACGCUGGUCGUAGUGGAUCUCCGACUAUUAUUCUUGAAGCUGUAGCUGACUAUGAUCUUUGGAUAUGGUAUGCAUAUUUUGGUCUACCUGGAUCUAACAAUGAUAUUAACGUGUUGGAGGCGUCCCAUCUUUUUGCUGAUCUUGCUGCGGGUGUUUCUCCACCCGCUAAUUAUGUCAUUAAAGGGAAAGAGUAUAAUAUGGGUUAUUAUUUAGCCGACGGACCAGCGCGUCUAUGGAAUAAGAGGAUAUUACAUGAUAUAAUGACUUCAUGUAUUAUUAUGCAUAAUAUGAUAAUAGAAGAUGAACGCAACUUUAAUGCACCCAUUGAAGAACGGUUUGAAGUGUCAAAUCCAGAAGUUGAGAAGGUGGGUAAUGACGAUGCUCGAUUUCAAGAAUUUCUAGCUCGAUAUAGAAAAAUCAAAGAUAAGGAUGCUCACAUUGCACUUCGAAAUGCAUUAAUUAAACACUUGUGGGACGAAUAUAGUAUCGGAAAAUUAGUUUAA